Babesia bigemina is the source of this 540-nucleotide messenger RNA. RefSeq lists its product as hypothetical. Lineage: Eukaryota; Apicomplexa; Aconoidasida; Piroplasmida; Babesiidae. The record is from RefSeq and is a predicted model, not a curated record. Bases 1 to 540 code for a protein of 179 amino acids. The transcript is spliced from 3 exons.
AUGAGAUAUGUUGUUGGUAACAGAUGGCUAGGAAACACUUUCGGUCAUACUCAUCUCAAUAAGGAAUCAGGGCCAAUCACGCUUGAGAUACAAAGAGUUGCACUCGAUUACGUAGUAUCGCGAGAACCGCACAAACACAUGGCAAAUCAAUCGCAGAGCUGCAAUUACAUGUGCCAUUUGAGAGAUAUUAGCAGGACACCAGAUUCCGUGAAGCAAGAUGCUCAGCCUGUAUACGACCCGCUGGAUGCGGUAUACUUGUUACGCAGAGAUAGCUGCCACAACAUAGACAGUGACGCAUCAGGUGAAAACCGCAGGAAUGACUACGUAACAUUGAUAAGGGACGGUUUGACCUCUCCACCCCGUGAUUACAAUGCACAGAAUCUUCCCUACAUCAUUUCACUGUUUGCGUGUCUAACUAAGGCGCGUGCUCUCAUGGCGUAUAUGCUGGUGGAUGUUGACAAGCUGUGGGGAGUCAUGAACACGGAGCAGUUUAUGCUGUGUCAUACCACACGCAAUCCAUCGUACGAUUUCAAUUGUUGA